ACCGGCGCUGAAGCGUCUCCCGUGCACACCGUACAUAACAUUAAAAAAUAACGGGAAAUUGUAUCGACUACGCGCCGAAAUCGUCGUAGUUCGUCCUCGUGCUGAUUUGUCGGAUUUCUGCGUUAAAUCACGGACAGACCGAGCCAAUGAAAUAAAUAAAUAAUCGUCUCCAUCCUCAGAUGCUGCCGCCGCUGCAUCCAUACCGGAGGAUUCAGACGCACGGAUGGAGAGCCAGACCGUCGACUGUUUUAAUGAAAUAUAACGCGGUGAAAUAAACACGUCGUACCUUCUGAAUUCAGCUUUAAUGUGUCAACGUACAUGACAUUUAACCGAAACUCUUCAGAUAUCUUGGUGAUUUUACCGGGAUCAUGUGGACACCGACCGAGGACGAGAAGACUGGAGUGGUGGUCUGUAGUUUCCGGGGGUCUGUGUCACAUGGUCUGACUCUAGAGCUUGGAGAAACAGUUCAGAUUCUGGAAAAGUGUGAAGGAUGGUACAGAGGUUUUUCCAGCAAGAAGCCCGCAAUCAAGGGUAUCUUCCCAGCCGGCUAUGUUCACUUGAAGAAGGCGGUCGUCACCAACAGGGGCCAAUAUGAGACUGUCGUCCCCCUGGAAGACCCCAUUGUGACAGAGGUCACCUCUACACUUCAAGAGUGGUCUGUUCUGUGGAAGCAGUUGUAUGUGAAGCAUAAAGUGGACCUGUUUUACAAGGUCCGUCACGUAAUGAGCGAGCUGAUUGAUCUAAGAAGACAACUGCUAUCAGGUCACCUGACCCAGGAUCAAGUCAGAGAAGUCAAACGCCACAUCACUGUACGACUGGACUGGGGCAAUGAGCACUUAGGUCUGGAUCUGGUGCCCAGGAAAGAGUUUGAAAUGGUUGAUGCAGACCAGAUAAGUGUUUCAGAUCUCUAUAAAAUGCACCUAUCCAGCAGACAUAGUGUCCAGCAAAGCACAUCACAGGAUGGCGGAAGACAAAGGCAUGGCGACUCGUGUCGGAUGCCCGUGCCGCACCAUCUUUUCGUCAACCUGAAGAGCUUCACAUACAACACCAUCGGCGAAGACACUGACAUCUUCUUCGCUCUGUAUGACCUCAGAGAGGGCAAGCAAAUCAGUGAGAAGUUUAUGGUGAGACUGAACAAAAAUGGCGGCCCAAAAAAUCCAGAGAAGGUGGACCGUCUCUGCGCGCUCUUCACGGAUCUAAGCAACAAAGACAUGAAGCGAGAUCUGUAUAUUGUGUCCCAUGUUAUCAGGACGGGGCGAAUGUUGCUCAAUGAUUCGAAGAAAGGCCCCCCUCAUGUGCAGUACCGCAGGCCGUACGGAUGUGCAGUGUUGGCCAUGAGCGACGUCCUUCAGACCAUCUCUGAACUCAAAGAGGAGAAAGACUUUGUGCUCAAAGUUUACACUUGUAAUAAUGAAAAUGAGUGGUACCAGAUUCACGAGAACAUUAUCCGCAAGUCCAGCACCAAAUACACUGCCCCCAGUACGAACUACGGUCUAAUCAUCUCCCUGCAACUGUUACGUGGUGAAAUUGAGCAGGUGCGCAGGGAAAACCCCAUGAUAUUUAACCGCGGCGUGGCCAUCACGCGGAAACUGGGCUUCCCCGAUGUGAUCAUGCCAGGUGAUAUCCGUAAUGAUCUCUACCUCAUGCUUGAGAAAGGAGACUUUGAGAGAGGAGGCAAGAGUGUUCAAAAGAACAUUGAGGUCACCAUGUAUCUGCUCUACGCUGAUGGCGAGAUCCUCAAAGAAUGCAUUAGUCUGGGCUCAGGAGAGCACAACAUCAGCGAGUAUCGCUCUUUCGUGCUCUAUCACAACAACAGUCCUCGCUGGAGUGAGGUCAUCAAACUCCCAAUCCCCAUCGACCGAUUCCGGGGGUCCCAUCUGCGCUUUGAAUUCAGACACUGUUCAACAAAGGACAAAGGAGAAAAGAAGCUUUUUGGCUUCGCGUUCACUCCGCUCAUGAGAGAAGAUGGCACCACACUGUCAGACGAGAGCCAUGAGCUUUACGUCUACAAGUGUGAUGAGAACACAACCUUCAGUAACCAUGGGCUGUACCUGGGACUGCCCUGCUGUAAAGACGACUUCAGCGGCUGCCCAAACCUCCCGUCAAGCCUCAUAUUCCAGCGCAGCACUAAGGAAAACCUCUGGAUUUCCACUCAGCUCUCUUCCACCAAAUUAACACAGAAUGUCGAUCUACUAGCUUUGUUAAAGUGGAAAGCACAUCCGGACAGCGUAAUGGACAUUUUGGGUCGAUUACGGCACGUCUGCGGGGAGGAAAUAGUCAAAUUUCUUCAAGACAUCCUUGAUACACUGUUUUCCAUUCUGGAUGACAACACGGACAAAUACGGACCGCUGGUGUUUCAGUCACUGGUGUUUAUCAUCAAUCUACUCCGGGACAGUAAAUUUUAUCACUUCCGGCCUGUGAUGGACACUUACAUCCAGAAGCAUUUCGCUGGAGCUCUGGCUUACAAGGAGCUCAUUCGCUGUCUUAAGUGGUUUAUGGACCGAUCAGCAGAAGUCGUACGACAGGAUCACAUUCAGGAAGCCAUGAGGGCUCUGGAGUACCUGUUUAAGUUCAUCGUCCAGUCGCGGAUCCUCUACUCGCGAGCCACAUGUGGGAUGGAGGAAGACCAGUUUCGUGCCAGUAUCCAGGAGCUUUUCCAGUCCAUCCGCUUUGUGCUCAGCCUCGACAGCCGCAGCUCUGAAACGCUAAUUUUCACACAGGCUGCCCUGCUCAACUCUUUUCCUGCCAUUUUUGACGAGCUCCUACAGAUGUUCACAGUGCAGGAAGUGGCAGAAUUUGUAAGGGGAACUCUGGGGAGUAUGCCCAGCACAGUCCACAUUGGUCAGUCCAUGGACGUGGUAAAGCUGCAGUCCAUUGCUCGAACAGUGGAUAGCAGGCUUUUCUCCUUCCCAGAAUCAAGGAGAAUUCUACUUCCUGUUGUUCUCCAUCAUAUUCAUCUGCAUCUGCGGCAGCAGAAAGAGCUUCUUAUCUGCUCAGGGAUCCUAAGCAGCAUCUUCUCCAUUGUUAAGAGCAGCUCACUGGAGAGCUCAGUGCAGGAAGAGGUGGAGAUGAUGGUGGAGAGUUUAUUGGAUGUGUUGUUGCAGACGCUACUGGCCAUCAUGAGUAAAUCUCAGUCUCAGGAGGCGGUAAGAGGACAGCGCUGUCCACAGUGCACAGCUGAGAUCACUGGGGAAUACGUGUCUUGUCUGUUAUCCCUUCUGCGACAAAUGUCGGACAUUCACUUUCAACACCUGCUAGACAACUUCCAGAGCAAAGAGGAGCUGAAGGAGUUCUUACUGAAGAUUUUCUGUGUGUUCAGAAACCUGAUGAAGCUCAGUAUAUUUCCCAGAGACUGGAACGUCAUGAGACUCUUGACCAGCAAUAUCAUUGUGAGCACAACUCAGUAUCUGUCACCUGCUCUGCAUAAGAGCUUCACGGAUGCUGACUUUGAUUUUAAGGUUUGGAAUUCUUACUUUAGUCUGGCAGUGUUGUUUAUCAACCAGCCCAGUCUACAGCUGGAGAUGCUCACACCAGCCAAGAGGAAGAAGGUCUUUGACAAGUAUGGUGAUAUGAGAGUAAUGAUGGCUUACGAGCUAUUUAGCAUGUGGCAGAAUUUGGGUGAGAAUAAGAUCCACUUCAUACCAGGAAUGAUCGGGCCAUUCUUGGGUGUGACGCUUGUACCACAGAAUGAAGUGCGAAAUAUAAUGAUCCCCAUCUUUCACGAUAUGAUGGACUGGGAACAGCGAAAGAAUGGCAACUUUAAACAGGUGGAGGCAGAACUGAUUGACAAACUGGACAGUCUGGUGUCAGAAGGCAAAGGAGAUGAGAAUUACAGAGAACUCUUCAGUUUGCUAACUCAGCUCUUUGGGCCGUACCCCAGUCUGUUGGAGAAGAUUGAGCAGGAGACCUGGAGGGAGACGGGCAUCUCCUUCGUCACAUCUGUCACACGCCUCAUGGAACGACUGCUGGACUACAGGGACUGUAUGAAAGGUGAUGAGACAGAAAAUAAGAAAAUAGGUUGUACUGUCAACCUGCUGAAUUUCUACAAAUCUGAGAUAAAUAAGGAAGAGAUGUAUAUCCGAUACAUUCACAAGCUGUGUGACAUGCACCUGCAGGCUGAAAACUACACAGAGGCGGCGUUUACUCUACUGCUGUACUGGGAGCUCUUACACUGGGAGGAAAGACCACUGCGAGAAUUCCUGCACUAUCCUGCACAAAGUGAAUGGCAUCGCAAAGAGGGUCUCUGUCGUAAGGUCAUCCAUUACUUCAACAAGGGAAAGUGUUGGGAGUAUGGCAUCCCACUGUGCCGAGAACUAGCUUUCCAGUAUGAGUCCCUUUAUGAUUAUCAGAGCCUCAGCUGGAUACGGAAAAUGGAGGCAGCGUAUUAUGACAACAUUAUGGAACAGCAACGACUAGAGCCAGAGUUUUUCAGGGUGGGCUUUUAUGGGCGGAAAUUCCCCUUCUUCCUCAGGAAUAAGGAGUUUGUUUGCCGGGGACAUGACUACGAAAGGCUUGAAGCUUUUCAGCAAAGAAUGCUGGGUGAAUUUCCACAAGCUAUUGCCAUGCAGCACCCUAAUCAACCAGAUGAGGGAAUUUUGCAGGGUGAAGCCCAGUACUUACAGAUCUAUGCAGUUACUCCAGUGUCUGAAAAUGUAGAUGUGCUGCAGAUGGAUCGUGUACCUGACCGCAUCAAAAGCUUCUACAGAGUCAAUAAUGUCAAACGAUUCCGUUAUGACCGACCCUUUCACAAAGGACCAAAAGACAGGGAAAAUGAAUUUAAGAGUCUCUGGGUUGAGCGGACCACACUUAUCCUCACCCACCCUCUGCCUGGAAUCUCCCGCUGGUUUGAAGUUGAAAAGCGAGAGCUGAUUGAAGUAAGUCCACUGGAGAAUGCCAUUUAUGUGGUGGAGAAUAAGAACCAGGAGCUUCGCACCCUGAUCAGCCAGUACCAGCACAAGCAGCUUCAUGGAAAUAUUAACUUGCUCAGCAUGUGCCUCAAUGGAGUGAUUGAUGCAGCAGUCAAUGGGGGCAUUGCCAGAUAUCAGGAAGCAUUCUUUGAUAAAGAGUACAUUAGCAGCCACCCAGAAGAUACAGAGAAGAUCACCCAACUCAAGGACCUGAUGCAAGACCAGGUUCACAUCCUGGGCAUGGGCCUGGCCGUCCAUGAGAAACUGGUGCACCCGGAAAUGCGUCCGCUGCACAAGAAACUCAUCGAUCAGUUCCAGAUGAUGAGGAGUAGUCUAUGUCAUUGUUUUUAUGUGGCCCUACAGGGCUUGCCCGGUUUAGAGAAACUGAGUCCAGCCUGCUCAGGGGCCAGUACACCACGCGGCAUCCUCGCUACUCACAAUCCCAUGAGUCCUGAGAGUAUUAAACUCAUGCAUCGUCACAGUCCUCUGAAUUUGUUGGGCUCUGUCCGCCACUCCUCCUCUUCUCUCUCCUCUCACACCUCCAGCGAGACAGGGAAUCUGCUCAUCCUGACCGACAGCGUGAUGGAGCACCCGGAGGACCUCUACCGCAUGCAGCCCAGUCCAUCAUCAUCCAGUUUGAGCUCGACGCAUUCGGCUCCAUCUCAGAUAACCAACUCAGGGCACAGCAGCAUCAGAGUUGGCUCCCCGUCAUUACCGGACAGAUAUAGACACAACCGAGAGAUGUUGAUGCUUCUCCCACCACACAGGGACCGUCCCAGCAGUGCCUUGUACCCCAACAUGACUGAGAACGGACAGCCUGCUAACCAUCAGAAGGCUCUGUACCAUCAGGUCAUUGGUCCUUGCAAACCCUGCAGUGACCCCAAUCUCUCUGUGGCUGAUAAAGUGUUGACUGCUCCCAGCAGCUGGAGUUUGGACAGUGGCACCAGGGACACGCUCCCGUUCCACUCUGCUCAUGUGGGGAGUGUGAUGGCCCCAACUGUUCCUCCCCGCAGUCUUCCUCCCGGACACUUCUUGAUGCACUUUGAUGCUUUCCACCACCAGAUCAGCGAACUCCCUCCAGCUCUCCCUGCUCGCUCCUUAAGAAAGUCACCCCUGCACCCUAUACCUGCCUCGCCCACCAGUCCACAAUCGGGCCUGGAUGGCAGUAACUCCACCUUGUCCGGCAGCGCGAGCAGUGGUGUCUCCUCCUUGAGCGAGAGCAACUUCGCCCAGUCCUCCGAGCCUCCGGCUAGAGCCGACACCUUGGACUCUAUGCCGAGCAGCCAGGCCUGGACUACGGACACGGAGGAAGCCGAUAGCCCCUACCUCCCAGUUCGCUACAGUGUCUCCGAGCCCAAUGUUCUGGAACCUCUCAAGCCGGCUCCAUGCCGUAGUCAUUCAGCCCCGUUGGGUGUAACCCCAGGGAUACUCCCUGAUGGGCACCACCAACAUAAUCUCCACCUUCACCAUCACCUCCCGCAUGCAAUUCACAUCACCCACCCCCACUAUCAUCAUCACGAGCCUGCACCUGCUCUGCCCCCCAAACCCUACCUGAGGGAGGGGUGCAUCCCUGAAGAGGACCUGAGGCCAGUUCCAAGGCCCAUGCCCCGCAAGAUCUCCCAGCCUCUGCUUACUAACAAGGAGGAACAAGCCAAGGUGGCCUGGGAACAUGGCAUCAGUGAAGAAUAGAAGAAGUACAAGGUUCGGCUUGGACCAUUGGCUUUGGCGUGAUGGGUUGUCUGGUUUUAAUAAUGUUGAUACCCCAAAGCAGUGACUGGUUUAGAACUUUCUACUCUAGUUCCAGUAUAUCCAGUGUAGGUCUUUUAAACUUUUUCAGAAGUGCUUGCCAUUUUGCUGAGCUUCUACAUGCUAGUGAGAUUUUUACUUUUUGUCCUGAUUGGGUGUUGGAUGGGUGUUGCUCAGGAACAUCGAGUUCAAAGUGAAACCCCUCAAAAAUAUCUGUGUAUUGUUUGGAUGACACAGACAUGAUAAGAAUCCCAAAGGUUGUGAUGGUACGGAAAGACACCUUAAGGGAGCCCAAAAUGGUUUUCAAGGAGGCAGGUUAGAAAAAUCUGCACUUUUCAAUGUUCUAGAUCCAAGAAUUUCAUGCCCUAAGAUGUGUAUACACCUCUUCUCAAGUUCUCCAAGUUGUUAACACUUCUUAAUUAUUAUUCCAAUGGUUCCGACUGACUUCAUUAAGCACUUUUCCACCAUUAGGCCAAAUGGUUCUGAGCAUGGUAACGGUUCCAGUAGCAUUUCCAUUUGAGCACGAUUCGGUACAGUACAGUACAAUUCUAAACCGUUCCUGGCCUAGAUUUCCCAGCAUGGUUAGCUAAGAACCAUGCUGAUGGAAUGGCUUUAGUAUGUGGCAGCUCACAAUUAGUCACUUGCUCAGUCAGUCCAUUCUAAUAAUUAUUUUGCAGAACAACAGUGGAAGAAGAUAUCAUUUACAGUCCCACAACGUGAACUGCUCCGCCUAAUAGUGGAAAAGCAGCUAUUAAUCCACAAACAAUUCAGUGUUGACAAACCUUGGCAGGAAAUUGUUCAAUUCUGGUUGGGUUGCACUUUAGCACUUAACAUUGGAGCACCAAAAACCAUUAAUAGUUUUGCUUUUUUUCAGAAAUGAUAAUGCUAGCAGGGGUCAAGAGUGUUUCAGUGGCUAAAUUUUAAAUUAAGUUAACUCACAUCUCACUGACUCACAUAAGCGUGGAUUUCAGAAGAUCUUUGAAGAUGUUUGAAGAUCUCUUCGCCGUCUAAGCAUGCUCAUUUCCUCUGACAGGAUAUUUAAUUCUCGAUCUAAUGCGAGAGCCUCAAACGCCUUUUCAUUAACACAGUGGGUGAUAUAACAUGCUAACACUUCUUUAGAUAACUGAAAACACUUAACGGAACAACUGCUACCUCCUGCACAGUUGCGGGAAGCUUCUCCCGAGAGAAGCUGCUUUAAUUUGACAGUAAGAGGCUUUUACAAUCUUCGUAAAGCCUCAUUACACCCACAAUAUUGUUGCGCUGCAAAAGCAAAUUAGCCACUCUGAACACUACUAUCCCGUUACGCUAAUAACACAACAGUCAAAGAGCUGUUCUAUCAAAGCCAUUUCACAGAUGUGUCCUCAUGGUAAAGCGGCUUUUAGUCUCUGCUGGUUUCUUGGGGAUUUGAUUUCCGUUCCUCUGAGUUGAUGGUUUUCAUAAAGAAGUAUAUAUUUUUAGAUAGAGCUGUUAUAAAAUUCUAAGAUUUUAAUAUGAUUGUACAGUAAAAAAGAGAUAGAAUAAGUAUUGCUCAGAUUAUAUCAUAAAAAUUAUGACAGAUUAUAUCACACGUUGCAGGGGUGGAAAGGAGGUAAGAUUCACAAAUGUUUGUGUUUUGUUUUAUUCAAGUUUAGGGACUUUGAAAAGUCCUUCAGCUGCUGAUAGAUGUGCACUUAAUAUCUUAUGUUGUUCCGUAAUAAUUUUUGAUGACUUGAAAGUGCACAUUAUUUAAAAAGCUUGUUUUUAUGUACAAUUGUGCAUGUUCUCUUCAAUGGUGGCGAUAAUAUUGUCCUACAUCACUUGAAGGGAGGGUCUGGUAGAGAUUUUACUUGUAUAUCUACUCAUCUUCACAAUUAACUCACAUUUAAAGUCACAUGACAUUGUUAAUUAUUUCUGCUUUGGGUGACACACUGCUCACUGAGUCUGAGACCGUCAAUCUACAGGCCAAUUUUAAUUUUAUUUUCGAGAGAAAAGCAAGAAUGGGCAUUGUCCUUAUAUUGAGACAUCCUAACGAGGUGUGACGCUAUAAAGUGACAAGUGCAAAAUCUCAUGUUGAUCCGAGUUUGUCGGUCAUAACGUUUCUGUAUUUCUGUCACAUUGUGCUGUGUAGCCCCACCCACAAUGGAUUCUUAUUGGUCCAAAAUCCCAUUCCACAUAGCUGUACUUAUAUCAAACAUCAAAUAUAUUCUGAUUGGCUUGAUUGUGUGGCAUUGCACAGCAUUUCCGCUAACAGUAUAGCAUAUAGUUUCAACAAAAUACUUGAUGAGACAUUUCUUAUCCACUGUAAAUGUUUGGUCUUUUAUUGUGGGCAUUAUCACAUAAUUUAUAUUGUUUUUUAAAAUAUAUACUUUAACAAUUUAAUUUGAUGCUACCUUAAUUUGUGGAGUUAAACCUCCUUUUUCCGUCACUUUUAGGUAGGCAAUUUCUGUUGCACACACAAAUUUUGUGAUUUAUGGUUAAUUUGGUUUGUCACUUCAUUAUCAUUAUUCAUUAUCAUUUAUUCAUUUAAAGGUCUGGCAUGCAAUCACAAAAUAUACUCAAGGCAACACAUAGUAUGAAAUGUACUUCAGCUCCAUACUUGAAGAAUAUGGUAAAAGGCAAGUAUUUAGGUAAUCUUUGGCAAGGCUUUUUUAUUUGUGCUUCUGUAAUAUGAAGACUGUACUCUUUAAUGAUGAGGUAUGUACAGAAAGAAAUGUAUGUUAACUUAAUGGCUGAUAGUUCAUCGCUAACAGCCUUUUUAUUGCCAGAUAAAGAAAAUACAUGCAAAUGUAUUCAUAGAGGGCCUACCGUUAAUGUGAAAGUUAAUUCAUUAAUUUAAGAAUAUUCAAAUCUGUUUCCCUUUUGUCAGAAUAGACAUAAACCACCAUCAUAUCUCCAUUCUGUCUAUUUGUUUUUACGACACUUCCUCCUUAAGUAAGGCUUAGCUGGUGAUGGUAUAUAUAUUUGUAGAUUAUUAUUAUUUUUUAUUAUUUUUUUUAUUAUUAUUUACUCAAUGAUAAAGACAUAUAAUGACAAAAAUAUAUAGAUGUGCAUUUUGUCUCCAAAGACUGAUGAGUUUUGAAAAGUUAUUGUUAUUAAUCUUAAGGUUAAUUCAGACAAUAGAAAUAUUUUCUAUAUACAUUAAAUAUGGAGUGAUCAGGGAAGGAAUCUAUGCAAAGAUCGAGUGAUAAAAGACUGUAUGAACUGCUCGAGUAUAUCCGGAAUGGCCCAUUCUGUGAAUAUUAGCACUGAUAUACUAAAAAGCAUUCAUAUUUAUUGGUUUGAACAUUUCUUUUUAUGACUUUCUUGAUAUUUUGCAUGCAAAUAUUGACUGAUGGAUACUGUGUGUCUUGUAUUCAUACACAUUCAUAAUUUUGCUUGCGUAUCCAAGCAACAAUAAGAUAUGGAAGAAAAAAAAGUAGGCUAUAUAAUCACAAUUCAUUAAAACUUGCUUUUAAUGAAGGUACUCAUUUGGCACAAACGACCAUGUAAAAACAAGUGUACAUAUUUCACAUGUUUGAUAUCUCAAUGGAGGCACGCUGAAAGUUUUGGAUUCAAAGUUUUGGAUUGAGGGUGACAUUUUAUUUUUUACAUGAUGAAGUUGCCCUGAUAAACAUCUGUAAGUCAAACUAGCUCAAUACUUUGUUCAUAUAUACAGCAUUAUGUGUGCAUUGCUAAUAAAAUAUUGUGUUUCUUUUCCUGUAUUUUGCUAAAAGAAUUGGUGACUUGAAUAUUGUCAGUUUCUGGAAGGUGAAAUUGGAAAGCAAAGGGAAUACAGGAGAAAAAAUGACUGAAAUGCAUUCUUUGCUAGUUGUACAUAUAGAAAUACUGAGGAAAGUUGGGUACUAAACACUCUGGCCUGCAUUACAGUUUGUACCACACCAUGUCUGGCUUUAUUUUGUGUAUAUAAUCCUUUGAAAGCUUUGUAUUUAUAUGGUCAGGAGGGACAAAUCAUGUAUAGACCAAGAUUAAUUGUCUGCCUUGUACUUUAUGAUGUAAAUGUGUUUUUAAAACUAAAAAUGCAAACAGGUAAAAAAAAAAAAAAAAAUCUUUAAUGGCCUAACCACUACAGUUAUUUUGUGUAUUUUGCAUCGAAAUCAAAAGAACAUUAUGUUUUACCAUGCAGAAAUACGAAAACCUUUGUACAAGUAUUCUCAAAGUAUUUUUUUCUGUAUAUAUUGUGCUAGCAUGAAUAAAUGUGGUGUGGAUUUUAGAUGUAAAUACACAGUUGUUUUUCCUACUCACUUAACCGCUGUGAUGUGUAAUUCAUUCAUAAUGCCUAUAAUUAAAGAUAAUGUUUUACUGA
Molecule: messenger RNA, 10935 nt
Organism: Myxocyprinus asiaticus (Chinese sucker)
Lineage: Eukaryota; Metazoa; Chordata; Actinopteri; Cypriniformes; Catostomidae
Product: dedicator of cytokinesis protein 3-like
Exons: 54
Coding region: 369-6596 (2075 amino acids)
Biological process (GO): small GTPase-mediated signal transduction
Cellular component (GO): cytoplasm; plasma membrane
Molecular function (GO): guanyl-nucleotide exchange factor activity; small GTPase binding
Source: RefSeq, a predicted model, not a curated record